Molecule: messenger RNA, 381 nt
Organism: Strongylus vulgaris
Lineage: Eukaryota; Metazoa; Nematoda; Chromadorea; Rhabditida; Strongylidae
Source: the annotation of a GenBank genome assembly
AUGUCUAAGAUAUGGAAAGCAUUGAGUCAGCUUGUGAGCGGUAAAACAAAUUCUCCCAAAAGUUCACACCGAACAAUACCACGUCUGGAGCUUCUUGCUAUAUUAUUAGCUCUGGGGUUAGCUACCAACAUCGUACAAACGAUCAACACUAUCAAUGAAGUUACUGUUGUCAGUGAUAGUGAAAUAGCAUCAUGUUGGAUUGAAACACCGCGCAGAGUACCAAUUUUCAUUGCAUAUCAGCGCGAUAAGGUACUUAAAUUUAAGAGUCAGUUUGAGGAAAGUGAUAUUACCGUGCGAUUCAUGCACGUUGCAACACAGCUUAACCCAGCUGAUGCUGACACGAGAGGUCUCAGCGCAUUGGAGAUAAUGAACCAUGACUAG